This is a messenger RNA of Caenorhabditis elegans, 2463 nucleotides long. It is a transcript of the gene tag-275, whose product is annotated as Peptidase M12B domain-containing protein. Bases 65 to 1483 code for a protein of 472 amino acids. The record is from RefSeq and is marked reviewed. Gene Ontology annotation, biological process: proteolysis. Gene Ontology annotation, molecular function: metalloendopeptidase activity; metallopeptidase activity. NCBI's taxonomy places the organism in Eukaryota, Metazoa, Nematoda, Chromadorea, Rhabditida, Rhabditidae. The transcript has 13 exons.
UUUCAGAUUUUUAGCAUGAAGUGAACGAACGAAGUCCUUGAAUUUUGGACGGUGGUGUAGGACUAUGAGAAAGUUAUCAAUUAUUCUGGUUUUUAGCUGCAUUUUUUUUAACGUUGUAUCAACACUGGAGCAAAAACAUAUCGAGUAUGGAGCAGCAGUUUGGGGUGCGAAAGCGCCAGAUUACAGUUUAGCGUCGACAGAUUCUGGUACAACAGUUUUCAUAAGAAGUUUGGUUUUUGUGGAUAAUAAAACUACUGCAUACUACGAGUUCGACAUGAUUCGCGUAAAACUCAAUAUCAUGAAAAUGGUGGACGAAGCGAAUCAAUACUUGAACCAACUUGGUGUAGGUCUUAUUGUCGUUGGUAUUCUACAAACAAACCGAGGAGAUCUCAGUUUACAGUCUUUCCAUGAAUAUAGAAAUUCGAGGUUGCACAAACUACCUGACCACGAAUUUGCAACUCUUAUAUCAUACAAGUAUGCCGGUGGAUUAGCGUAUGUCAAUGGAAUGUGCUCAUCACAUUCUGUAUCAUUGUCCGGCUUCUAUCCGAAUGAGCCAAGGGCAAUGGGAUCGAUCUUUUUCCACGAAGUGGCCCAUCUGGUAGGAGUACCGCAUCGAGCUGUCAAUGAAUCCAUAUAUGUUCCGAACUGCUUGUGCACGCCGAAAGAUUCACUGAAGGAGGAUGGAUGUUUAAAAAUCCCAGGAUUUGAUCACGAUUGUACAGUUCAACAGUUUGUAAACACCAUCUACAAGAACAAGUGCAUUCUCAAGCAUCCAAUUUUCGAACAAAGUGAGCCGGUCUGUGGAAAUGGAGUUCUCGAAAAUGGAGAAGACUGUGAUUGUGGGUUGCCAGGUCGUUGCUCCGACCUCAACUGCCAGCCACACACUUGUCGAUUCUUUAUGCACCCCUUCUUUUUGGUCCUUGUUCUCGCGUCAUUCGUUGCCUUCCUGGUCAUUGCUACCUGGUUCAUUGUUCGAAGAUACACCGGAACAAUGCUCAACUGCUUUAAAAUGUACAAAUCAAAACAUGACCGAGGAAAUGCUAGCCCGUAUACGAACGGGCAAAUUCAAAUUCUGGCCGCCAGUCCAUAUCAAAAUAGGAAAAUGUCACACUCCUCGAUUUCUGGAAGCAACACUAUUCUUGUAUCGAAUGAUUCUCGAUUUGCAACGAUCCAAAGGCCGAAGGUUCCUCCGCCGCCACCACCACCGAAAACUACUAUUCAAGUAGUAGCCCCCGGAUCUGGUCAACAAUACGAGACGACAAAAGUUUUCGGAUCAUACCGAGAAAGCUUUUAUGACGAUUUUUCUGAUGACGAAUUCGAGGAGCAAGAAGUGCCAUCCGCAUACCCACUACCUCCGGGAGUGCCAACGUGCCCGGCAUACCCGCCAAAUGUUCCAAUAAACCGAGUAACGGUUGAAUUACAAUCGCCUCGAACCAACAGCACUGCAACAACAUCCAAUUCGACAUCGUCGUUUUCAUUUUAAGCAAUGCUUGAUUCUACCACAAAACACACAUUCCUGCGCCCCAUCAUCACAUCAAACAUUUCAUUUUGAUGCUGGAGCCGUUUUAAACAUUCAUAUGUCAAUUCUUUCCUGUGUGAUUAGAAGGGUUCACUGUUCUCAUCAUUUCCUUAUUCCCUUUCUUUAUCCAGUUCAAUUUUAUGGGUUUUAUGUGCAAGAUUGGCUUUUCAGCGCCCAUUGUUUUUUUUAUUUGUAUUUUUUAGUUUUGUUUUUUUUUUUCAAUUUUUUCUUAUUAAAAACUCUCACCACUCUCAAUUUGAUUCUAAUCAGUCACCCAUGCCGGUGAUUUAUCACUUAUUUCCAUCGCCAGCCACAAAUCUUUCUUUAUUCUGAAAACUUCUCGUUGCUCACAGAUUCCAUUAUUUUUAUAUUUCUGGUGCUCAUAUUUUUUGAAAUUUUUUUGAAAAUUUAUUAUGUUUUUGAAAUUUCACUUUUUUUAAAAUAAGGCCAUAUUGGUUCAAUUUUUCAGUGUGUAUGUAUUUUUUUCUGUUUCAAAAAAUAAUUAUGAAAACUUGCUCAUUUCAGCAACUUCAACUGUGUUAGCUUUGAAAAGCCAAUUACCAGGGAGCGCCAACUCGGCAAAAAAGCUAGAAGUGACGGGAGCAAAAACAUUUCUCAUUUUCAAUUUAAAAUGGCGAAACAUGUUCCUCUUAACGCCGUGCAACCCCUAUUCCAUUUACCCGAACCUUCUAUUUUUUGCUCGAGCUUCAUUGGAAAAAUCAUUUGGUUGCUCCGACACCCAGCAGAAUUGUGAGAACCGAAUGUUUCAUCGUCACGCAAUCGACAAUCUUAUUUCACUGCUCCGUAUUCAGAUUUGUUUCACUUGAACACGCAACUCGUCUUCUCGAGGAAACUCUUAUCAUGAUUUAUUCAUUUUGAAGAAAAAACACACAAACGUAGUUGGAAAUAAGAUGUUAAUUUACGAAAUAAAUGUUCUGCUGAUA